CAGACAUCUUAACCGCAUCACAUAUAGGUCUUUUACUUCCUGAAACGUGAAGUGCAGUCUGCAAUUUACAGGAGAAACUAUUGAAGUCUGACAAGAUGUCUUGGGACGCUUAUACCGACCAAUUGAAACAACAGGGUUGCGAACAUGCUGCGAUUGUGGGAUUAGACGGCAACCCGUGGACAACACAAAGUCCUAACUUUAUUAUAACCCAAGCGGAAGCUUUAAAAAUAAUUCAAGGUUAUCAGGAUCAAAGUAAUUUUCAGGCAUCUGGAAUAAUCUUAGGUGGUGAGAAAUUUAUGUUUCUUAGACUAGAUGGUCAGUGUAUCGCAGGGAAAAAAGGAAGUAGGCCUAUAGCCAUAAGGAAAAUCAAUACAGCCCUUGUGAUCGGUGUUGGGUCUGAGUCGACUCAGCCAGGAACGCUCAGAACUGCUGUAGAAAAACAAGGAGACUAUUUAUCUUCACUAAAUUACUGAUGCAGGUUGAUUGUUUUGCCAUCCAAGCUGUGACUAAACCUCGGAUGUUUUGCCAGCUAGUUUGUAACAUAAACAGUUCAAAAAAGGAACAAACGAAAAAGACAAAAAGAAAAAAAAAAUCUGAACAAACCAUGGAAGAAGCUUAAAAACUUUGCACAGUGACCAAUCAUGAUUGCUGGAACUUAUUGAGUGGUGUUGAGAGCAAAAAGAAAAAAAAUUAGGGGGGAAACAUGAGGGAUUCCAUUAAGUAAAACUGGGCCACUUUCUGAUCACACAUUGUACAAGGAUGUAUUAUAAUUGUUAUCAUUAUACAUGAAGGAUGACAUGAUUACUGUUUGCAGAAAAAAAAGGUCAAUUCGACUGGUGUUUACGUUGGUAAAGGAUAGUUUACAAAAAAACAUGCCUAAAUAUUUGAAUCAUUUUUAGUGUCCUUUAAGUUCUCAUGAAAAAUUGUUAAAGAAAAACCAACUGAAUAUAUAUUUUGUUUUUCUAUUAUUUUCUUCCCAUUCCUUUGUGAGAUACGCGAUAUUUAGGCAUGGGUUACAUAUUUACCUGUAUAUGUAUAUAUAUAUAUAUAUUCAUAUGUAUAACAUCUCUGCAUGAUUACAGUUCAGUUGCAAUCCCAUUCUCUUUAACAGAAACUAUGCAUUAAUCACAAUUCUUAUUAUGGCCACCAAGCUUUGCUUUUUGCUUGUAAGAUGAACUCCUGUUUUUAAACAGCCUUAAAUCUAAAUUUAACGUAAUGUGGAGAUUCUAAGGCCUUUUGAAUCUUAAAAGUAUUUUAAAGCGUUAACUUUUCCUCAAGGAACAGCCGAUCAGCAUUGUUGCAGGAUAUCCUUUGCCUUAGCAAUUUUUUUCCACAAGAGUCCCAGUGCCAGGGGUGCCUC
Lingula anatina is the source of this 1360-nucleotide messenger RNA. Its product is annotated as profilin-A. Lineage: Eukaryota; Metazoa; Brachiopoda; Lingulata; Lingulida; Lingulidae. Gene Ontology annotation, cellular component: cell cortex. The record is from RefSeq and is a predicted model, not a curated record. Gene Ontology annotation, molecular function: actin monomer binding.